Molecule: messenger RNA, 216 nt
Organism: Funneliformis geosporum
Lineage: Eukaryota; Fungi; Glomeromycota; Glomeromycetes; Glomerales; Glomeraceae
Source: the annotation of a GenBank genome assembly
AUUUUUUAACAUUUCGGCUGGAUCUAAAAUGGUCUUUGGGUUUUUCGGCUGGAUCCAAGAUGCAAGGUCUUUGGAUUCUUCGGCUGGAUCCAAGGUGCAAGGUGGGUCUUUGGGUUCUUCAGCUGGAUAUAAGGUGCAAGGUCUUUGGGUUUUUCGGCUGGAUCCAAGAUGCAAGGUCUUUGGGUUUUUCGGCUGGAUCCAAGGUGCAAGGUGGGU